Messenger RNA from Cyprinus carpio (common carp), 1634 nucleotides. It is a transcript of the gene xiap, whose product is annotated as X-linked inhibitor of apoptosis. The coding region runs from base 16 to 1596 and encodes 526 amino acids. Gene Ontology annotation, cellular component: nucleus; cytoplasm. NCBI's taxonomy places the organism in Eukaryota, Metazoa, Chordata, Actinopteri, Cypriniformes, Cyprinidae. Gene Ontology annotation, biological process: positive regulation of protein ubiquitination; regulation of cell cycle; negative regulation of apoptotic process. The record is from RefSeq and is a predicted model, not a curated record. Gene Ontology annotation, molecular function: ubiquitin protein ligase activity; cysteine-type endopeptidase inhibitor activity involved in apoptotic process. The transcript has 8 exons.
ACUCAUUUAAUAUUCAUGUUCCAGGUCUUCGGCCAUAGUAAAUUCCAGUUUGGGGCGUCACUAGAGACGUAUUUAAAUGGUUUCCACCCUCUGCGUUGCCUAGUACUCAUUUAUUUGCUUCGUCCAAGGGCUGAACGGAGAGAAGCUUGUCGUGUUUCAAGUACUGAAGCUGAUGUUCAGUUAAUAACGCGUUUCCUCGCCGAAGACAUUUUGUUACAAGCAAUAAUGGCACGCUCAAGUCAGGAUGGUGAAAUUGAAGCUGACGAUGCAUGGUCAUCCAUGCCUAAUCGCGUGAGUUCCUUCCAGCACUUCCCCCGUUCUGAAGAAUUUUCAGCUGAGCGCCUGGCCCGGGCAGGCUUUUAUUUUACAGGUCAGGCGGACAGGGUGCGCUGUUUUAGCUGCCAUGCGACAGUGGAGGACUGGAACAAAGAGGAUGCCCCACUGAAGAGACAUCAGCAAGCAUCUCCCAGCUGCAAGUUCCUCAGCUGUGCUCAUGGUUUGAGAGCCUCCAAACUCAUUCCAAGCUCUGUUUACGAUGAAGAGGCCGAAGCCAUGGAGUUCCAGCUCCGCACGGGAGAGGUGGUGGAUCAGACCAUCUAUCCCAAAGUGCUACACAUGAAGAGCGAGGAAGCUCGGCUGAAUACUUUCAGUGACUGGCCUGCAGACGCUCCAGUUCAGCCUGAAGACCUGGCAGCAGCAGGGAUGUAUUAUUUGGGGACAGAAGACCUCGUGCAGUGCUUCUGUUGUGGGCAGCAGCUGGCGGGAUGGGAGCAAGGCGACGAUGCCUGGGGUGAACAUGCAAAGCACUACCCAAAUUGCUUCUUCAUCUUGGGCCACGAUGUGGGCAAUGUGCCGCUGCCAACACCUAGACCCAGAGUGAAUGGGCAAAGAGCCUCUUUGGAGACUUUUGAGGGGCGUCUUGAUAGCUUCAGAGGCAGACAACAUCCCAUAGACCCUGACAGACUGGCCAGAGCUGGUUUCUACAGCACAGGAGAACAGGACCGUGUGCUCUGCUUUAGAUGUGGAGGAGGACUGAAGGAGUGGAGGCCUGAUGAAGACCCUUGGGAGGAGCAUGCCAGGAACUAUCCAGGCUGCAGUUUCCUUCUGGCAGAAAAAGGAGUAGAAUAUGUCAACAGCAUGCAGCUGAGAUAUCCGAAAGGAGACCAUUCGAGAUCAAGUCAGAAUGGCUUUUCAAGUCACGAGGAAGCCCCUAAGAAAGUCCUCCAGUCAGAGAUUGCACAAAAGGCUGUAGAUAUGGGUUUUGAACCCAUCAAAGUGGAGUGCACCAUUCUACAGAAGCUACGUGAGAACACCGAGGGUUAUGCUUCAGUAGAGGCCCUUAUUCAAGACCUCAUCUCACCCCAGAAAGUUGGCAAAAGUGAUUUAGUCAAGAGCAGUGAGAGUGAGGAUUCUUUGAUUAUGUUUGAGAAACUCCAGAGGGAGAAACUCUGUAAAGUCUGCAUGGACCGUGACAUUAACAUUGUCUUCAUUCCCUGUGGACACCUGGUCACCUGUCAGAAGUGUUCAGAACCCCUGAACAAGUGUCCCGUCUGCUGUACCCCCAUCACGCAGAAGAUCAAGACCUACAAUGCCUAAAAGACAAAGAAACCAGCACUCCAAAAGAAAUGCUGAUG